AGGAGGCAGCAUUACAAAGAAGGUGGGGUAAACUGGGCUGAUAACCAACAACAAGCAGCACAUAAUCUCUGUCUAUUGACAGUAUUCCUAUAAAAUCUACCUGUGGAAUCUACACUCACUUUUGAGACAUUAGGCUCCUCCUUUAGGAAUACAGAUCUGGGCAUGUACAAUAUAUAUACAUUGAAUAAUAGAACAAAGUGACCAAGAAGAAAGGAUUAAUAUGGUAAUUAACAACUCUAGAUCCUAAAUUGGGUCUUUUACAAGACAAUUUCUGCAAGUAAUCUCAGUAUCAAUGGAGGUCAUAGUAAAGCCCCCCACUGGAAAAAAAAUGAAGGCCCGGGCUCCUCCCCCACCAUUUCAACGUACUACUUCUAAAGAACUAUUGAAGCAAAGAACCUCUUCUGAUUCAGAUGGAACUGGAAACCAAUGUACAGAGGACAAAAAAGAGAAUAUACUACAAAGGAAGGUGGAUCUCACCAUAUGUUUCCCAGACGCUGAAGAAAAAUCAGUCGCUGUAAAUGGGAGCAAAGCAGUUAUGGACCUCUUGGUUGAAAUCUGCAGCCAAUAUCACUUAAAUCCUGCCCAUCAUUCACUGGAGAUGAAGUGUGGAACAUCACAGCAAUCCUCCACGUUAAAGCCAAACACUCUUAUAGGAACAUUAGAUGCACAAACAUUGUACCUGAAAGAGAAAGUCCCAGAAGUGAAAAUCAAGAAGCCUCCUCCUCGGGUUCCUGAGAAAACUGUACGUCUUGUUGUAAACUUCCUUGGUAACCAAAAAGCUGUUGUGCGAGUGAACCCUACCUUGCCUUUGAGGAGCAUCUAUCCAGUUAUUUGUGAGAAGUGUGAAUUUAAGCAUGAAUAUGUUACUCUGUUAAAAGAUGCCACCAGCAAAGAAGAGCUGGACAUGUCAAAGUCACUAAACGACUUGGAUUUAAAGGAGCUGUACGUUUGGAACAGCAAACAAGAAAAAGGAUUGAAUCUUUCAACCAGCAGUGACACUAUAGAAAAAGAAAAAAAGGGAAUUUUAGGAUUUUUUCGCAACCAUAAGAAAAACAGUAAGCAUGUGGAGAGCAUGGUAUCAAUGGAUAGCAAUGACUAUGAAGAUGUUUUCAAAACUAAAAACACAAGUGGGAGCAGUUAUGAGGGAUUUUCAACAGUUCCAAGUUCACCCUCUGUGAAUUCACGUCCAAUAGCAAUGGGUGCAUCAUUGUCACUUACAAACAUUUCUGGGCUUGAUGUUAGGCCAGAGGUGAAAAAGCGUCGGGCACCUCCUCCUCCUCCAAAUGUUACUGCUCAGGAGAUGGUUACUGUGAAGACUUCUGAUGAAAAGCAACCAGAACAGCUUUAUGCCACAAUUCAAAGGGAUCAUCAAAAAAUUAAAAGGAGAGCCCCUCUUCCGCCAAGUCCUCAAAUGCCAAAUGAAAUAAAUGAAGAAAAAGAGAACAGGAAAAGCACCACAGUGUAUUGCUGUGCAUCAUUCCCUUCACAUACUAAGCAAAGCUGAACAGACAUGGCUUUCUACAUUUCUCACAAUUCACCUGGUAUCCAUUCAUCUUCUGUUCCAGUUUCAUCCCGGCUGUGGGACUACACUAUCUCUUCUGGAAUUAUUUACACUCUGAAUUCUCCUUUCAUGAAUGUUUCUUGUAUUAUAUAGCAUAAAACAUCUAAAUUUCUAGCUUUGCACAAAGAAUCAAAGACAUUUAGAGAACUGAAAAAAUGCAAAAGUAUUUUUGUAACACUUGCUAGAUGCUGUCUGGUGUCUACAUUGUACUAUUCCUAUUGGUUUGAUUUUUUACUAUUUCAUUGCUAGAGGUUGGUAAAUGCAGUGAUGACACAUUUGGUACCUAAAGGGACCAUAUAGUCACCAAAACAACUUUAGCUUAAUGAAGCAUUUUGUGUGUAUAGAUCAUACCUCUGAAGUUUCAUUGCUUAAUUCACUGCCAUUUAGGAGUUAAAUCACUUUUGUUUCUGUUUAUGCAGCUCUAACCAUACAUCCUCUUCCUGUGAAAGAUACAGCUUGCAUAAAAACAAAAUGGUUUCAUUUUCAAUCAGAUGUAACUUACUUUGAAAGUUUUUAUCUUCUGCUCUGUAAAUUGAACUUUAAUUACAUACAGUAGGUUCCUGGGGGGUCUAGCAAAGCUAUUAACAGAGAGGGGAUAAGAUAUUAUAAAUUAAACAUACUGUGCAAUAAAGGAAGUGUAAACAUUAGAUGUCUCUUUGCAUUAAGUCUUUAG
Molecule: messenger RNA, 2234 nt
Organism: Pelobates fuscus (common spadefoot toad)
Lineage: Eukaryota; Metazoa; Chordata; Amphibia; Anura; Pelobatidae
Gene: COBL
Product: cordon-bleu WH2 repeat protein
Exons: 10
Coding region: 293-1504 (403 amino acids)
Biological process (GO): actin filament polymerization; actin filament network formation; signal transduction
Cellular component (GO): actin filament; dendritic growth cone; axonal growth cone
Molecular function (GO): actin monomer binding
Source: RefSeq, a predicted model, not a curated record